CGACGGAAAAUCAAUCAAAAUUUUGAUAUCCGUAAAAUAGAACCGUGAACAUAGACACGAAAUCUGCGACGGUGCGUUUUCUUCGCAGGCGAAAAACGGAGGCCCAAAAACCCUGGAGGAUAUGCAGUAGAGCCGAGCGGCAAGCAAAAAGGACUGUUUAUUUUUCGUUUUCUGUUAGUGGUGGUGCCUCAGCUGCUUUGGGUGGUACGGCCUGCUUGCUGGUUGGUGUAUUUCCGUGCGAAAGGUGUCCGCUGCGUAGCCCAGGCGCCGAUUUGUUUUCGUCCUUUGGUUUGCUCCGUGUCGGGGGGAGGUUUUCUUUUUUUGAGACUUCGAGGUCCUCCGAGUUCGUCCGGAAAGUGGUUCCAAUCGUUGGUGUCCUGUUACAUUGCGUUUGGGGAUUGCUAGGUACGACCCAACAUACAGUGUCAGUGCUUCACGGGAGGAAAACAAACCAAGUGACCAAUCCCUCCCUGCCGAACGGGUGGAAAAUGGUGUAGCAAAGAAGGAAAAGUGUGUGUGCAUGUGCGUGUGUGUGUAGCACAGUAAAUCCAAGGAUGCGCAGGAUAUAUACGGUGGGAGAAAUGUACACGUGUGUAUGCGCGUGUUAACACAACGUUCCAGGCCGUACUGCUGGACUGCUGGCUCCCCCACCCCCAGUUCCCGGUCCAGUGGUGUGAAAACAUGAGCACAGCUCCUCCCGGACGGAAAAACGCAGUGCAUUAACCUUGCCGCGCGAGGAUACGAGAACGGUGAACGGAGGAGGAAAUUGCGGAACAGUACGCGAAUUCGAUUUCGCUAUCCGGUUUAUCCCCUCCAGCUCCCUCAUAUUCUCUCCUCCCACCCCCACUAACCCCUCACGUUCCGUGUGCUUUCCGUGUUCCGGGGGAAAAUGCCCGAUAGCUGCACCAACCCAACGUCCAACAAAUGGCACUAUUUGAGCAAACCGAAACCACAACGAAGGUUACGCUAGACGACACCGAGGCCUGCUGCUGUACGAUCGAAACAGCACAAACCAUCGACGGGCAUACGGAGUAUGUGGUGCGGGUACAGCGCGGCCCGUAUCCGGAAAACAGCUGGCGCAUACUGCGGCGCUACAAUGACUUUGCCUCGCUCAACAAGUGUUUGCAAAUUUCCGGGAUCGAUUUGUCAUUCCCCGGCAAGAAGCUAAUUGGUAAUAUGCGCCCAGAUUUCAUCGCUGAACGGUUGAACGCAUUACAGGAGUAUAUAAAUCAAGUACUAAUGAAUCCCAUUUUGGCAUCAUCGUUACCAACCAAAAAGUUCAUCGAUCCGGACAGUUACUCGACGCCGUUCCAUGAUUUGGCCCUACAGUAUGCGUCGAUGAGCCUGCGCACCGAUGGCGUGUACACGCUCGGCCAGUCGCUCGGUCCGAUCGGAUGGCGGCUACGCAAGCACUACUUCAAGGUGGUGCACAAACCGCAGGGCAACAAGCAUUCGCCCGGCCAUUCCACCACCAAGCACCAUCUGAUCAAGUCGAGCUCGCAGUCGCACGGCAAGCAGCACACGACGCAGGUGUGCGUGACUACCUCGACCGAGAAGGACUACAACAGCAGCACGCGGGACCACAGUGGGCGCGACGAUCUGAUCCUCAGCUGGACCGAGUUCGGGCCCGAUCGGUACAUCGACGAAAAGGAGAUCCACACGGUGCUGAAAAACUUUGGCGGCGUGCAGCAUCCGUACAUCGUGCCGAUCGAGCACAUUGCGUCGAACGACAGCGGCGCGCUGGUGAUACGCAAGUUCUACAAGCAGGGCAGCCUGAAGGAUGUGCUGUGCUCGGCCAGCCCGUGCAAUCCGUUCCUAUCGAAGUACGGCAGCCCGAAGGGUCGGACGCCGCUGCCGCUGAAGGAUUUGGCGUUGUAUGCGCGGCAGAUACUGGAAGCGAUCCGCUUCCUCCACUCGAAGGGUAUGGCGUGCGGGCACGUGCACUGCGGUAACGUGAUCGUGGUGGACGGUAUCGCGAAGCUGAUGGAUGUGGAGAACUUCAUCUUUGGCGUGCCCUCCUUCUAUCGGCCGUUCUUCGUGCAGCACAGCAAGAUCAACACGUGCGAAGCGAUCGACGUGUACGGCUUUGGCCACCUGCUGUACGAGAUGUGUAUGGGGUACCCGUUGCAGGACUCGUACGCGCGCCAGAUCAACGAUUGCCCGGAUAGCUUAAAAUCCUUGCUGGAGUCGAUCCUGUCGAAGGACGCCUGCAAAUCGUCGCUGCCGACGCUCGACCAGCUGACAACGCACCCGUUCUUCGGCGAGUAUGCGGGCCACUUUAACGAUUUGUAUGCGACUACCAUUGCUGUUCAGAAGCCACAUCUAAAGUUCUCUACCAGCGCCAAAGAGCAGUUGAAGCUGGCGGUUCAAAAGACUGAGAAUCGUGUCCGGGACGAACAGCGCUCCGUGAAGAACCAGAAGCGGCUCGUGCGGGUGCAAGAGAUGAUGACGUCCGAGGAGGAGAAGAAGAAAAUCAAACAGAAAGCUAAACAUGAGCAGAAGCAGGCCAAGCUGCGCGCACAAAACUCUCUGCAGCUAAACAAUGGGCCACCGACGACGGGUUCGGCUGGCAUUACCGCAACGGUGCAUCUGUCCAGCUCGACCGGCGGUAUCGUCAAAUCGGACAGCGCCAACAGCAUUACCUCACCGCAGGAAGCACUGAUGUCGCCGCCACCGCAUGCGACGGACAGUGGCGGAAGCACAUCGCCCCAGCCGCCCCCAUCGGCACCGCCGAUACCGGGCCCACUGUCAUCGGUGCCGCUGUUUGCAGCCGGUUCUGACCCCACCCAAGCGCCCGGUUCCAGCGCCACAGGUAAGCAGCUCGCGAAGUCAAUUUCCGGCGACGAGCCUACUACCGGUAACCGCAGCGCACUGCUCCAAUCGAUUUGUAAUUUUAACAAAAGCGGACUGAAAAAGGUCGUUAGUCCAGCCGAGGCGGGCGGUAAAUAGAAGCAAAACGCUUACACUAACUGGUCCGUCGCAAACGAUCGUCCGUCGUUGUGUCCUGUCCUUCCUUAGCCCGGGUGAACAGGCUGUUGUUAGCGAGGAAUGGCGGCAGCGGCGUCGGCGGGUUGAGCGAAAAAAAUGUGAAAUGAAAGGAGAUUAGAACACUAGCACGUUAGGAAUUCUUUAAACAUUGAAUGGUACGUUUCUAUGUUUCGUGUGGCGGAAAGACUUUUAACUACCACUGAGGACUGAGCAGAAGUAUGAAGCGCCAAUCUGCGCACCUGAGAGAAUCGUAUGUGCAAAAAUGAAAGAAUCGUAAACACUGCGACACAUCCAUCGACACAUCAUUCGCUACAUCUCUUAAAAUCAAACCAGUGAAUGGGUUUCGCAACACUCCCACACACACACACACACACAUACAGUCACACAGGAUGAGCACGAUUUUUGGACCAAUUUUUCAUAACAUUAGUAGCAAAAUCAAAUCCAAACGUACAUGAAUGAAUAAACAACACUUGCUUAAGAAACAAACAAACCUGUGGGCCCGAAUGCAAACAGAGUUAAAGAACUAAAACAUACUAAAUGAACUAUAAAACUGACCUGAUCGUUGGAAUAAAUCAUGUAGCCAAAGUAGUAGUCGAACGUAACAAGGAAACGAAAGUAGACUAGAAAUGAAACAGCUGGCACUAUGGAAAAAAUAUUGCAAUGGAAGAAGGUUUUUAGCUUUGUUUCACCUUCGAAACUGUUCUAAAAUAGUUCAAAAUGCAGUUUAGUGCGUUAAUUUUGAAGAAAGCUAGAAUUUAUUUAAAUCGCAAAUGAAGUUGGUUUUUAGGUCCCUUGUUACUUUUAUUACUUUUAUUGUUUACGGAAAGUAAAUUAAUUAGUUGUUUGUAGAGAGUUUGUUGUUUAUUUUCUUUUUAAUCUGUAUGUGUUACAACAACGACAUCGUAGUUGUUUUCGCAACUUGAGUGUACACCUCAAUGCAUUGAGAAUUGGUUAUUGCUUGGUGAUAUGCUUCGUUUUACUGCGUUGCCAAAUAUAUAAAAAUGUUGAUAGAAUAAAAAGAUAUAGGCAUGUGAAGUGAAUAAAGAAAAGAACUGGGAAAAUGUAACACGCACUAGAAUGGAACCUCAUUUGAUGUUGAUACGAUGUUUAAAGGAAUUGUCGCAAAGGAAAACCCCUCCAGGCAGUGAAAUUGUAAAGCAUACAGAGCAAAAAUAUUAAAGUAUUAGUGAAAUAUGAGUGUAGAGUUUAUAGGUAUGCAAUUAACACGUGGGAUUGGUUUGUUUUUGUAUUGUGCGUCCUGUCCAGCGAUAUUUUCUUAAGCUAGUUUUUGCUUCGUUCCUUAUUAGUGCAUACUAUAAGUGGGGUAUGCAUGAGUGUGUAUGACUACUAUAACACAAAUAUUUAUGUUAUUAGACUUUUAAUGUGUUCCGGUUGUUUUGUUCGCCACAUUAGACGGAAAUCACAAUCGAUAACACAGCAAAGCUUUGCCUAACACUUUCCUGCGUACCAUCACCAUGAAGAUUAUUUGUGAUAUGCUAUCACCGUGCCACUAAAAACAGUGAUACGUAAUGUGUCCAUGCUAACGCACUUCCAAAUGAAAAACAAAACUGUGUAAAGUUUGAAACAUACCAGCAAAUCUUCAAAACAGUAUCAACAAGCGUAUGAAUGAAAUGUGAUAUAAGUUUUACUGAAAUGUUUCUUCAAUUUGAUGACCGUUCCACUACCUUCCAUUUAGUGCAUGAUUUUCAUUGUCAAACAUUUUAUAGGAUAAGCGAAAUGACUAUGACUAGCAACAUGAACAAUUGAAAACGGAUUUCGUCUAACAUCUCAACCGCUGGAAAUAUUUCCCUGAGUUAACGCAAGGUGCGCCAAUUGCGCCGCCAUGGUUUAUGAAUUGUAGAUGUAUAGCUUAAUAGUAACAACAAUAAUAAUAACAAUAUAUUACUAUCGUCCGUUGUACUUGCCGAGAGAAGAAAGCAAAAAAAAAAGAAAACAAUUGUUCGCUGAUGGAAAUGAUCUUAUGAGCAAAACACAUACACGUAAAGACGACGACACAAAAACACAGCAUUCUCACUCACAGCAACACUAAUUGAUGCAGCAAACAAGAGGGGACAUCCUAAACCAAAUCCAAAUAAGCUAGGCUUUUUUAAAAUAUCACGUGCCAACACUGUUGGCGAAGAGGAAGGAAGGAUUCUAUCAACAUUGUACUGUAGUAGUAGGGUGAUACAAUCGUGACGUGAUGUGUGGUAGAGGCUAAAAUGCAUUCACAAUGAUUAAGAAAAAACCAAAAACUACUAGACUUGGGCAUAGAUAUCGCGUACGCGUAUUAUAUAGAUGUUGCAUACGCAGCGGACUCUUCGCUUGCAUCAUUCGGAUACUGCUAGUUUUAGACAUCUAGCAUCUAGCCGCUAUAUCACCUGUGCGACUGCAAUGUGAUCGUGACCAGAGAUCAGACCGCGUCUGAUCUCCCUCACUGCACUGAAUCAAACUUCUUGACCCCGGUGACAUGGUGCGUCGGUGGUGCAUCCCAAUCUUUUUCACGUGUUGCUUCAACGUCGUUCAAGUGAAAGAGUAGAGUAUAGCUGCAAAAGCUGCAGCUCAGUGCAGUACCGAAAAGUAUUUGUGUAGUGCCAUAACAUUCUAGGUAAAAAAUGAAUAUGGAAAAAACUGUACAAGACAGAUCACAGAAUGUACCCAGUCAGCAAAUUUCAACUCAGCACACAAGGGGCACAACAACGCUCUUGAACAGCUAUGCCGUUGUGUGGGUUUUACUCGUUCCCGAACCUGUUUGCGCACUUUAGUACGAAAUAAAACAAGAUAAACAGAAAUAUCAUACCCAAGGUGUGCUAGUCCACCGGGAAGCAUUUUACUGUUGCGACAAAUGUUACACUGAGAAUCUUCUACACGUUAUUAUACAUACAUAUACAUGCAUAUAUACAUACCUAUAUUUACUAAAAAGCAAAAAGAAAAACUCAUCUGAUUACAGAUAAAAACAAAAUCAACAAAAGAAAAUGCUGUAUUUCUUAAUAUAAUUGUGAUUUAUGUGGAAAAAGUGUAUCCUGAUAUAUAUAUCUCCCUUUUAUAACAAUAUUAUACAAUCAUAAACGAAGCGAAAAGGGUAUGAUCGAAUGGGAGUGAUCGUGAUUGUACGCAACCGAACGGAAUGAAUGAAUCAAUGCGGUGAAGCGGUGGAACGCUGGAGGUACGCUUUAAAGACAUGGAACAAGCAUAAACUGUAAAGGAAAGGAUACUAUUCAUAUUCACAACUGUGUCGUGCGUAAACUGUGCUGAUUUAAAAACCAAACUCUAAAAGAAACAAACUAAAUGUAUGAACAUUCCGUAAUGAAGGUAAUAAAUCGUAAAUACAUUAGAUCAAAUCUCCACCACUGCUGUCCUAAAUAAAGGCGUGUGUACUACGGCAUACCAAAGUGGAUAUACAUUUUAACAUUAAUUUAAAGGCAUGUUGCUAAAACCAAAACCUCUUGCGGUACUGUGGUGAGGCUAGCCGAAAACUAAAGUAUUUAACGAUGUGCUAACAUAGAAUCAAUCACUCUUGGUGGUGCACUAUUAGCAUAAUGUUGCAUUGUGUUUACCUUUUUUCUUAUGAUUAUGAUUAGCGUAUAACGUAUAAUAUGGUUGCAUUUACUCAUCUGUUAGGCUGUUAUUUGCAUUGUUAUUUUGAGGUAACAUUUCGCUUUUGUUCGCUUGUUAAAAAUGUGACAUUUAUUUUAUUGUAUUUGCGCUGUCAUUAAAACUUUUCUUGUGAAUUGUUUAGUUAUCUCUGUUUGGUAUUGGAUUUAUUGACUUGCCUUUUAGCAAAUUAUGUUGACACAGUACUGUGCAUACAUGUUUCACUGUCCGUAUCCGUACUUUUUGUGCAUUAAUGUCAUAAGUGAAUAAGUGAAUAAGUGAAAAGAAGGAACAAAAGUUAAACAAAACUUAAUGUAGCGCAAGUAGCAAGGAAUCAAUCAAACGAACGAACGUAAAUCGUGCAAAGAAGAGAACCAGAUAAACCAAAUAAAAACCUAAACCUACAAAACAAACUAAAUAUAAUAGAACUUUUGAACAAGAGAGCCAGAGAACGGGACAGAGAUGGAAGAUGGACAUUUCUCGUCCUCGUAAUAAUCGUACAUUGUCGUAAUUAAACAUCCAUCUCUCCUAUCAAUUCAACUCGUGUCAUACGAUUAGGAUCUUGUAUGAAGAGAUGCAUACUCCCAUGUCGAAAGGUCCAAUUCUGAGCAAGGGUACAUCAAUGAAGCAAGUAAGCUUCUCCGAACUAUCGCAGAAAAUCCACAAAUAGCAGGAAGGAAACAAAGAAGAAAAACAAAACAAAAAAAAAACUAUCGUAAAACUGAAUCUCUUAACAAACUUUCUAUUGCAACCAAUCACAACUGAUAAAUAAAGAACCUGUCUUAAUUGGAGUAAA
This is a messenger RNA of Anopheles arabiensis, 7375 nucleotides long. Its product is annotated as PX domain-containing protein kinase-like protein. The transcript is spliced from 6 exons. Gene Ontology annotation, molecular function: actin binding; phosphatidylinositol binding; ATP binding. The record is from RefSeq and is a predicted model, not a curated record. Gene Ontology annotation, cellular component: extrinsic component of endosome membrane; early endosome; late endosome. Gene Ontology annotation, biological process: endosome to lysosome transport; protein phosphorylation; protein targeting to lysosome. Bases 925 to 2949 code for a protein of 674 amino acids. Lineage: Eukaryota; Metazoa; Arthropoda; Insecta; Diptera; Culicidae.